AUGAGAGCUUAUAGAUGUCUUGUAGCUUUAAAAGGAGGGCAUCACAAUGUUAAUGGGACGCCGGUCGAUUUUAAAAACUUUAGCCACCAGUUGCGAAUUUUUAUUGGUGAACGCGACGCACAAGUUUUCCUUGAACGCCUGCGUGAGCGUUUUGACAACCUACCCAACUUCUUUUUUGAUUACACUGUAUCAAAUGGAAAGUUGUCCUCUGUAUUCUGGGCUGAUGAGAUUUCAAAGCUAAACUACAAAGCUUUUGGCGAUGUCCUAGCGUUUGACGCAACUUACAGCACAAACAGGUACAAGAUGGUUUCUGUGCCAUUCACGGGUGUGGAUCAUCAUUUCCAAUGUGUCACAUUUGGAGCGGGUUUGAUAUCAACCGAGUCCAUUGAAUCUUACGUGUGGUUGCUUAAGGCUUUCUUGAAGGCACACGGUACUCAACCAACUCUCGUGCUGAGUGAUCAAGACCCAUCCAUGCUACAAGCUGUUCCUAUGGUCUUUACCGAAUCACGACACCGUCUAUGCAUGUGGCAUAUAAUGAAAAAACUACCCUCAAAGAUCUCUGCCGACGUGCUCGAUAACACUGACCUUCGGUCCUGCAUUCACCGGUUGGUUUGGAAUGUUUAUAUCAAACCUGAAACGUUUGAGUCCCGCUGGAAUGACCUCCUACAAACAUUUGGGCUUCAAGACCACAGCUGGUUGAACGACAUGUACAACAUCAAACAUCUCUGGGUACCAGCCUACUUCAGGGAACUGCCCAUGUGUUGCUUGAUGAAGACCACCUCCCGCUGCGAAAGCUCUAACGCUGCCUUCAAGGUUAACUCAACAAGCGCAAACACCCUUGUACAAUUUAUGAUGUGCUUUGAAAAUAGGGUAGACAGCCAACGAUAUCGUCAACGUGUUUCGGAGUACAAAACCUCAUCCACAAUGUUCACUGGCAAUACUGAUUUAGCGAUAGAACAGCACGCGUUCGCCAUUUACACAAACGCUGUUUUCGCGCAAGUUCAAAAAGAGAUAAUUAAAGGGAAGUUUUUAUGCUACAUCACAAACCAAACCGAGACCAGCGAUUCCAGUCUUCUGAUAGACGUCACUCAUUUGGAUAAAAGGAACAACAUCACAAACGUCUAUCAGGUUACUCGAUACGGAGUCAACCCACACGCACCGUCCGUUAUGCGGAAUGAAAUCCUCGACCUCGUUACUGAAUGCGUUGAUGUUGCCAGAACCGAUGAGGAUGCGUUGGCAAAAUUGGUUGUCCAACUCAAGGAUUUCAAGAUCAAUGUUCUUUCCAAGCAACCUUUGUCAACAACUGAAAAUGAAUCAAAUGAGUGUCAAAUGGAAGAAAUAGUUGGACAGCCAAUCAACAUUCCAGUCGAAGUUGCUAAUCCAGAAGUUGCACGCAAUAGAGGAUGUGGUACUCAUACUCGCAUUUCUGGGCCCGGUGAGAAGGCCAAAGCAAAACCACCAAAACGUCCAAAGCAGCUUCGUUUAUGCAAGCGUUGUGGUCUAUAUGUCGACGACCACGACUCACACAACUGCCUUAAGGUGGCUGCAAUGAAAGCAGCAAAGGCAGCUGCUGAACAACAAAGGCAGACCGCCACUGGCGACUGA
Messenger RNA from Helianthus annuus (common sunflower), 1605 nucleotides. RefSeq names its product protein FAR1-RELATED SEQUENCE 5-like. Gene Ontology annotation, biological process: regulation of DNA-templated transcription. NCBI's taxonomy places the organism in Eukaryota, Viridiplantae, Streptophyta, Magnoliopsida, Asterales, Asteraceae. Bases 1 to 1605 code for a protein of 534 amino acids. The transcript is spliced from 5 exons. The record is from RefSeq and is a predicted model, not a curated record.